AUGACGCCAGGAGUCAAAUAUGCAAGGGAAAUAUCGAUUAACUGCCAGUUGCAGCUUGGCUAUAAGCGCUCAGAAAUUGUUUAUAUUCUUGGCACAUCUACACAAAAGUCCACCAACAAAACCAGGCGUAAGGAGAAAGCUCGGGGUUUGGAGGUAGGCACUUGGUACUUUUCCCUUGAUUUCUUUUACCUAGACAAGAAAUGUAUCAGCAACGUUGCCGCGUUCGGGGCCAUGCUUUCGACCAUAAGCAGCCACAUCUACUUCCCCGCGCUGGUCCCGAUGGUGCGAGAUCUCGACGUGUCCGUCUCGCUGAUCAACCUGACUGUCACUUCGUAUCUGGUAGUCGCCGGCAUUGUCCCCGCUUUUAUGGGCGACUUUGCCGAUCAGAGUGACAGGAGGCCUGCAUACAUGCUCAUGGUCACUCUGGUGUUCUGUGCCAACAUCGGCCUCGCACUGCAAAAGUCGUACCCGGCGCUGCUUGUGCUUCGUAUGCUGCAGAGCGCUGGGGCGUCUGGCUCGUACGGCAUCAUUGCUGAUAUAACUACUACGGCUGAGCGUAGGUCCAUCUUCUGGUUCCUUGUCAUUUUGAUGGGAGUUUACCUCGUCUUUGUCCUGCUGUUCCUGCCGGAGACCCAGCGAAAGAUUGUCGGGAACGCUAGCAUCCCGACACGUGGCUUGCAUAGGAGUGUGUUUGAUGUCUUUACUGGAGGCAGCAGACAGGUGGAGAUGACAGGCAUAGAGCGUGGGCCGGUUCCCAGUGCCAAGGAGAAACUUCAGUUCUCCAACCCCUUCAAGCCACUGCCAUGCUAAUCUCCAAGGGUAACUGUAGCGUCAUAUUGGCUGGGUCUAUCACGUACACGGUCAAGACGACGCUACAAUCAUCCCUUGCGGUCCAAUGCAUCGAUAUCUACGAUUUGGACUACCUGCAGGCAGGUCUGGUGUAUUUUCCACCCGGAAUCGGAGGUGCAGUUGCAUCUUUUAUAACCGGUAAGUGUUGCUCUGCAUCACAGUAGCAAAAGUUCCGGUGGAACGAAAAUGAACCAUAUCAUGAUACAAAUUAGGCAAGCUGCUGGACUGGAACAUUACACGAGCAUUUACCCAGUAUGGCCGUGGAGGCAGGUAUCGAAAGGGGGACGACAUAUCGAACUUCUCCAUCGAAAAAAAUACGGCUUCAGGGCAUAUACACGCUGGUAGGUCUCAGUGCAGCAAGCACAGCGGCCUAUGGGUUGCAUUGAUGCAGGCGGACGCACAUCGCCGUCCCGAUGGUGAUGCAGUCUAUCAGUGGCGCCACAACAUCCAGUAUAUUCACGGCGAGAACAGUCCAAGUUCAACUCCCUUUCCAGGGGCAGACCAAGUACAGUAACAUGGACAAAACAUGGCUAUAUCUUUUUGGGUUUUCACGGCCGUUUGUGAUGAUUAUUGAUGAUGACAUGGGCUUAUACAAAACAGCUGUGCGGCAAACUCUUGACAGACUUGAAUCUUCAUGCGUCGGCGACGGU
Messenger RNA from Pyricularia oryzae 70-15, 1499 nucleotides. RefSeq lists its product as uncharacterized. Gene Ontology annotation, biological process: transmembrane transport. Bases 1 to 810 code for a protein of 269 amino acids. Gene Ontology annotation, molecular function: transmembrane transporter activity. Lineage: Eukaryota; Fungi; Ascomycota; Sordariomycetes; Magnaporthales; Pyriculariaceae. The transcript has 4 exons. The record is from RefSeq and is a predicted model, not a curated record.